CUCUCUAGUACUAUUUAUUAACAAAGAGUUCUCUCAUUCUCUGUCGUCUGUUUUCUGACUCCAAGAAAGAUUUGCAGUGGACAGUGAUGGGCUAUGUUUUUCAGUUGCCGAACUCUCAAACUCACUCAAAAUGUCCCUCCGAAAUCAAUUUUUGGGGUUCAAUUUGUAUCAACGUUGUCCAACUUAAAGCCCUUCAACUCGAAGCUAUCAAACUACAUGAGAAAUGGCCUUGUUGAAGCAGCCGAAAUCAUGUUCGACGAAAUGCCUCACAGAAAUACGGUUACUUGGAAUGCCAUGGUUAGAGGAUAUUUCCAAAAUGGGAUUUCCGAUAAAGCGAUAAAUUUUUAUAAUCGAAUGCCUGUUCGUGAUAUAUUUUCGUAUAAUACCAUGAUUUCUGGUCUCAUGCAUUGCGGGGAUGUCAAAGGAGCUGAAAAGGUGUUUGAAUGUAUGGGAGAUAGAGAUGUUGUGACUUGGAACACCAUGAUUUCUGGGUAUGUAAAUCACGGGAUGAUGGAUGAUGCGGUCCGGGUGUUUAAUGAGAUGCCUGAGAAAGAUGUAGUUUCGUGGAAUUUAGUGAUUGCUGGAUUGAUGAAGAUCAAGGAGGUUGAUUUGGCUGAACAUUACUUUAAGGAAAUCACUGCUCCAGAUGUAGCAUCCUGGACAAUUAUGAUAAAGGGGCUUCUUAAUGUGGGGCGUAUCGUUGAAGCGAGGCAGUAUUUUGAUAGUAUGCCAGUGAGGGAUGUUCAAGCUUGGGAGACAAUGAUGGUUGGAUAUUUAGAUAAUGGAUACAUUGAAAUUGCAGAAGCUUUGUUUCACAAGAUGCCUAACAAGGAUUCUAGUUGCUGGAACGAAAUUAUUAAUGGGUUGGUCAGUGCUGGUAAGGUAACUGAUGCUAUGAAGUUGUUCCAUGAGAUGCCUCAAAAACAUGAGAGGCUCUGGAAUCUAAUCUUGUUGUGUUUGAUAAGAAAUGGAUUAGUAAGAGAGGCUCAUGCGUUUCUGGAGAAAUACUGUCUUAGUGAUGCAGUAGCAUGGACAAAUGUGAUCAUCGGUUACUUUGAAUUAGGGGAGGUCAAGAAUUCCAUCAAGCUUUUUGAAUCGAUGCCCAUUCGUGAUACAACAGCCUGGAAUGCUACAAUAUUUGGCCUAGGAGAAAAUGAUCUCAUGGAAGAUGGUGCAAGAUUGUUUAUUAGGAUGAUCCAAGAAGGUAAUAAGCCAGAUGAAGCUACAUUUACUAGUGUUUUUGUUGUAUGUUCAAGUAUGGCAUCUUUAAAUCUUGGUAAUCAGACCCAUGCACUUGCCAUCAAAGCUGGACUAGAUGAUUUUACUCCGGUAGGUAACGCAAUAAUCAACAUGUAUUUUAGAUGUGGAAGCAUGGAGUCUGCAUUCUUUCAGUUCUCUGUAAUGUCGUGUCAUGAUAUCAUAUCGUGGAACUCCAUAAUCUGCGGAUCAGCUUACCAUGGUAAAGCUGAAAAGUCCUUGGCUAUGUUUGAGAACAUGAGAUUGACAGACGUGAAAGCCAACCAAGUAACUUUUGUUGGUGUACUGUCUGCCUGUAGCCAUGCAGGACUGGUCGAACAAGGUAAAAGCUACUUCCACGCCAUGAAAAAUGAUUACUCUCUGCUUCCCCUGGCCGAGCAUUACACUUGUGUGGUUGAUCUGUUGGGUAGAUUCGGUCUUAUAGAUGAUGCCCUGCAUAUUUUGGAUCAAAUGAAAGCAGAUGGAUUCGAGGUGCCAGCAAGUGUUUGGGGAGCAUUGCUUGGAGCCUGUAGAAUGCAUAAGAACUUGAAAGUUGGUGAGGUUGCCGGGGAGAGGAUGUUGGAAUUAGAGCCAUCCAACUCUGGCAUGUACAUGAUGUUAGCCGAAAUGUUUCUGUCUGACGGGAGAAGAAGAGACGCCGAGAAAAUGUGGGUCCGGAUGAAAGACGAGGGGGUAAAGAAGCAACCUGGAUGUAGUUGGAUUGAGUCCAAGAACAGCAGUCACAUAUUUCUUUCAGGAGAUAGGACACACCCGGAGUGUUUCAGAAUUGCUUGUGUUUUAGAGUUAUUAUAUUCCGAAAUGGGUGCCAGAACUUCUACUCUUGGAGAUUCUUCAUUUUUUGAUUUUGAAGUAUCUUAACGGUGGAUGAUUCCAACACUUUCUUUUACAUUCUAAUGAAAAUUUUACCAAAAAAGUACCAUCCAGACAUAGCCAGAUUUCACGGUUUCAGGUAAAAGCCAAUGAAUUCAAUUGUGGUUGGAUGAAAGCACGAGCUACAUCAAGUUCAUCACCCAUCACAAUGGACAAUAGUUUUAUAGAGCAAUCACAAUGGACAAUAACUGGCGCUUGAAAUGUGUGCAAUUAACGACCA
Molecule: messenger RNA, 2347 nt
Organism: Oldenlandia corymbosa var. corymbosa
Lineage: Eukaryota; Viridiplantae; Streptophyta; Magnoliopsida; Gentianales; Rubiaceae
Source: the annotation of a GenBank genome assembly